AUGUUCGUGGGCUACGAAGAAGUGUCGAAGGCGUAUCAAGUUUAUGACGUUGAGGCGGGGAAGAUGGUCGUCAGUCGUGAUGUCAACUUCGACGAAUCCACCUUUGCACUUCCACCACCGAUCACUGAUGAAGUUGCCGAUGACCUGGACUUCAAAUUACUCAACGAUGAAGAGCCGCGUCAGGUAGAGUACAAGCAAACAGGCAAGCGCAAGAGCCGCCUCGAUGAUGAAGAUGCAGCUGCUCAACUACUGCGUGCAUUGAGUCAACGGCCUGGACUAGUAGAGUCAAGCACGCCGGACAGCAACUCGUCAUGCUUAGAAGAAGACGCAGAAACGAAGGAUUCUGUUGAAUCAACUCCGCCUGUGUUUUGGCGUGCGAGUGCGAAUGCCGUAGAAACAGCAGCGGGUUUAUUGGAGUCUUCAACAUUUGAGGCAGCACUACCUAACGGACCACGCGCCAUUGGUAAGAAGUGGGUCUUCAAGAUCAAGCGUAAAGUGGAUGGAUCUAUCGAGAAGUACAAGGCACGACUUGUGGCCAAGGGUUUCCGCCAAAAGUACGACAUCGACUACACGGAGACAUUUUCGCCCGUGGUCAAGUAUGUGACUCUGCGAAUGGAACAAGUGAUCUCUGUGAUUCCUGAAGGCGUCAACCUUGAUACGUCGUACCUCGACCCAUGUCUCUACAUCAAGACUUCGGACGGCCAUUGUGUGCUUGUACUGGUCGACGUGGAAGACGUCUUGGUGACUGGAAGCUCGCUCGAGCUAAUUACACGAAACAAGAACGACCUGAAGACACGCUUUGAGAUGACUGAUAGCGGCAAGUGUGCAUUUGUUCUUGGAAUUGAGCUUUUGGACGGUGAAGGUGGCAGUGUGACUCUGUGUCAGCGCCAUUAUGUCGAUGAUAUCCUCAAGCGCUUUGGAAUGGAGGAGGAGUGCAAGGCUGUGGCGAGUCCUGUGGAUGUCAGUUCUCGACUGAUGUCAAGCAGCACUGCGAGCAAGAUCGAUGUUCCAUUCCGUGAAGCUGUUGGUGCUUUGAUGCAUCUGACGACUGCAAAACGACCGGACAUUGCCUAUGCUGUGAGCUUUGUGUCGCGCUUCAUGAAGAUUCCCCAAGAAGAACACUGGGUUGCGGUCAAGCGCAUCUUUCGCUACCUAUAA
This is a messenger RNA of Peronospora matthiolae, 1158 nucleotides long. Lineage: Eukaryota; Oomycota; Peronosporomycetes; Peronosporales; Peronosporaceae. The record is from the annotation of a GenBank genome assembly.